AUGGCCAAAAUCAGUGAGUUGCCUGAUGAUUUGCUGGUGAAGAUAUUAACGUUUCUUCCAACAAAAGCUGCUGUAUCAACCAGCGUUUUGUCGAAACAGUGGGAGUUUCUUUGGAUGUGGCUGCCUGAACUCGAGUUCAACUUUCCUACUAGUCGUUCGAAGUAUGCAUGCCUGAGAGAUUUUAUUGCCAAGAAUCUGCCAUUACACAAAGCUCCUGUCAUCGAAAGCCUGAGGAUUAUAGAUUAUCACUCGGAUUAUAGAUUAUUAUUGCUUCGACCUGAGGAUUUGAAUUCGUGGGUUGGAACUGCAGUUUCUCGCGGUCUGCGUGAGCUAAGUAUCCAUUUAUCUUAUGGCGAUGACAAUUUAUUAUUGCCCAGGUUUUUGUAUUCCUGCAACUCACUCGUUACACUGAAACUUUGCGAGGAGUGUAUUCUUGUGGAUGUUCCUCCAACGGUUUGUCUCCCUUCCUUGAAAACUUUGGAACUUGGUAGUGUUACAUACUCAAACGAAGAUUCUCUUCGACUGCUUCUGUCCUGUUGCCCUGCUCUUGAAGAUCUGAGUAUUGACCGAGAAGACUAUGACAAUCUGAGAAAGUUUGUUAUCAUUGUCCCAUCCUUGCAGCGUUUAACUUUAUGUAUAAAUGAAGAUUGUUCUUCUGAUGGGUAUGUGGUAGUUACCCCUUCUUUGAAGUAUUUCAAUGUUGUGGAUGAAAGAAGUCCAAGCCCCUAUUUUAUUGAGCAUAUGCCAGAGCUUGAAAAGGCAGAUAUCACUCUCAUGAGAGAUACUGAGAAUGAUACUGAAAGGCUUCUAUGGUCUGGUUAUGUCAUAUAG
Messenger RNA from Camelina sativa (false flax), 831 nucleotides. NCBI's taxonomy places the organism in Eukaryota, Viridiplantae, Streptophyta, Magnoliopsida, Brassicales, Brassicaceae. The record is from RefSeq and is a predicted model, not a curated record.